This is a messenger RNA of Myripristis murdjan (pinecone soldierfish), 582 nucleotides long. It is a transcript of the gene fabp4b, whose product is annotated as fatty acid binding protein 4b. Bases 89 to 490 code for a protein of 133 amino acids. Gene Ontology annotation, molecular function: lipid binding. Lineage: Eukaryota; Metazoa; Chordata; Actinopteri; Holocentriformes; Holocentridae. The record is from RefSeq and is a predicted model, not a curated record. The transcript is spliced from 4 exons.
GUUUCAGUCUUUCGCGCUUGAGCUCAGGGAAAGGUGAGCAUCUGACACACCCAGCGGCUUGUGCAGCGACUUGAACUCCACCGUCACCAUGGUCGAUCAGUUUAUUGGCACCUGGAAAAUGACUUCCAGUGAGAAUUUUGAUGAAUACAUGAAGGCAAUUGGUGUGGGCUUCGCCACUCGGCAGAUGGGAAACAUGGCAAAGCCCAACCUGCUGUUCAGCGUGGAUGAUGGGGUGAUCUCAAUGAAGUCCCAGACUGCUUUCAAAACUGUGGAGAUCAAGUUCAAACUGAACGAGCAAUUCGACGAGACAACUGCAGACGACAGGAAGACUAAGACCCUCAUUACUUUUGAGAACGGGAAACUUGUGCAGAAACAGAUGUGGGAUGGAAAAACCACAACACUGGAACGCGAGAUUCAAGACGGCAAACUAAUAGCGAAAUGCAUCAUGGAUGACGUUGUUGCAGUGAGAACCUAUGAGAAGGAGGCAUAGUUCACAAUCAGCAAAAAUGGAUUUGUUGAGUACCACAAGACCAUUGCACUGAGCUAUGGCCAAACUUUGAAUAAAAUCAAUUGCUCUGCCAA